CACCUCUGUUUACGAUAAUUUCCCAGCAUGCCUUUCUCACUUCCUUUUCCUCCAUCUUGCUCCUCUCAGUGACGCUGGACUCACCUGGAGAAGACUGACGAUGCCUGGAAGACUGUGGAGUAAAGCUAUCUUCACCGGCUAUAAGCGCGGUCUGAGGAACCAGCGUGAACACACGGCUCUCCUGAAGCUGGAAGGAUGUUACAGCAGAGACGAGGUGGACUUCUACCUCGGGAAACGCUGCGCCUACGUCUACAAGGCCAAGAAGAACACGGUGACGCCGGGCGGUAAGCCCAACAAGACGCGUGUGAUCUGGGGCAAGGUGACUCGGGCCCACGGCUGCAGCGGGAUGGUCCGCGCCAAGUUCAGCAGCAACCUGCCGGCAAAAGCCAUCGGACACAGAGUCAGAGUGAUGCUGUAUCCCUCCCGAGUGUAAAGAGGAACCAUCAGCAGCCGUCGAUGUUCUUGUUUGUACAGAAACAAUAAAAAUGAUCCGUCAAAACUGC
Messenger RNA from Perca flavescens (yellow perch), 503 nucleotides. It is a transcript of the gene rpl35a, whose product is annotated as ribosomal protein L35a. The coding region runs from base 101 to 433 and encodes 110 amino acids. The transcript is spliced from 5 exons. Gene Ontology annotation, molecular function: structural constituent of ribosome. Gene Ontology annotation, cellular component: ribosome. NCBI's taxonomy places the organism in Eukaryota, Metazoa, Chordata, Actinopteri, Perciformes, Percidae. The record is from RefSeq and is a predicted model, not a curated record. Gene Ontology annotation, biological process: translation.